Molecule: messenger RNA, 5088 nt
Organism: Aaosphaeria arxii CBS 175.79
Lineage: Eukaryota; Fungi; Ascomycota; Dothideomycetes; Pleosporales
Product: WD40 repeat-like protein
Exons: 3
Coding region: 46-4746 (1566 amino acids)
Biological process (GO): TOR signaling; regulation of actin cytoskeleton organization
Cellular component (GO): TORC2 complex; TORC1 complex
Molecular function (GO): protein binding
Source: RefSeq, a predicted model, not a curated record
CAACACGCGACCCACGCCGAAUGGACGCGUACAGCGCACACCACAAUGGGCACGGCCGACUGGAGAGAUUCCAUGCUCAUUGAUCUCACGGCCGACGACUCGAGUUCCUCCUCCGACCUCGAAAGCGACGAACAGCAGCAACAUAUUAGCCCUCUCACCUCAUCCCUACCAACCGCUUUGAAAGCACCACCACUACCUCCAUCCUCACUUCAACCCAUAGAGCCGAAACCUCCAAGCAUAGUUCCUCCCCCUCCACGGUUCAUCGCCUCGCACUUCACCCCGCAAUCGCAAUCGCAAUCGCAAUCACCGCGCACACCGUCCGCCCCGACGCCAGUGAGUUUCGCGCGCCAGAAACCGACGUUCAAAGUCAACAGUGCGAAUACCCGAGCGAACGGAAGAGGGCAGGGCGACUGGGCUGGGCAUCAGAGCUUCGAUGGGCAGGGGAAAUUGGUGAAGGUAUGGAAUGAGAGCGUCGGUUAUGAAUACUCGUCCGGGGCGCCGGGGCAGGCCGGCGGGCAGGGAAUUUACAGCGGAGGGCUGAAUGGCUCAAAUGGGCAGGUUGGCGUGGGAGGUCAUGAUGCUGUGGCAGGUCACAGUCAAUUUGGUGUCCAGGGAAGCAUCUACAGUGAGCAUCACUUUGGCGCGCAAAGUAAUCUGGGGGUUCAAGAUGCCUGGGGUCGGAACCAAAUCUUUGUGGGUUCUUCCAGCGCCCAACAUAAUGGUGUCAGUCAACACGUUCCCAGCGGCCAGGGUGACUCGAGGGGCACGGGGAGUCAGAUCAAUAACGGCGGACAUGGUCCAAGCAAAAUCGUUGACUUGACGGAAGCUACCAAGCUCGGUGAUUUUUCUGGCCCCCCAGACAAAAGAAGGAAGCUCACCUAUAACAACGACGGCGAACCAACCGUGCGCUCGUUGAAUUCUGCGCUUAGAAGGGAUUCGGAGAGGACAGUUGCCGUACCAGACACUAUGGUCAAGCACGGAUCGCGAGCGCUAAAUAUUAUAAGAUCGCCAGAUGAGGACAAUCCUAUUUUUGAAAGCGCUCUUCCUGAAAGCAGAGUUGCAAGAGACAAAUCAUCUCCACUGGACCAGGAGUUAGGACCUUCGGACCUAGACGACGAUCUGCCAUCGGAUGACGACGCUCUCAAAUGGAGGACCCCCCAAUCCAACCUGUUGAAGAAAAGGAUAUUACUAGAAAGUCCGAAUCAGUACAGGCUGCAAAAGCCUAAAUACUCCCCAGCAAGCAACCAGACACCAUCGGUUCUUGCCAAAAAGAACGAGAACAUUGUGCAGGAAAUUGAAUUUGGACCCAGGCCUUCCGAGAUCAACAAGCCUGUUUCUCUUCAAUCGAACGCUUUCUUCCCCGCAUUCGCGCCCUUACCUAAGGCACAAUCCCAAAGCCCGUUUACCGAGCAAGAGGAGCACCUACUCAUAUUUCUGAAAGAAGUCAAGAAGAUUAGAUGGACCGACAUCGUCAAGGAGUUCCCUGGCCGUUCAUUUUCAACCAUGCAGGGCAGAUACUCUACCAAAAUCAACCGCAGAGACCGUGCCCUGGAUCCCCCUCGCUGGAAUCUACCACCCAAGUAUGCGGAUGAGAUGACGGGCUAUGAGCGAUUUGCUGAGUCGAUGAACGUCGAGCCUUCCGUUGAAGCGACACAGCCCCGGGUAGGAAUUGAGUCAGGCUUCGAACCUUCAACGAACACAACACAACCGCGGGUAGAAAACAGGGCCGGUCUUGAAGCUUCCAUCAGAGCCAUCCAGCCUCGACUACGAGAUGAUACGAACCAGACUGAAAAAAGGCUUCAGGGGCAUCAUUCCCAUGAGUCUGCGUACUCAUCCGCAACGGAAUCCGGUCCAAGAAGAGCGACUCGAGCUCGAGAUCACAAAAUAAGCUACGAUCUGUCGCGCAAGUUUGCCUCUGUAUUUCGAGAUGAGGAAAUGGAUGACACCAUUUCACCUCAGGAGCAGACUCCAUCUUCAAGAAGGUUAUCGCCAGCAGAGUCACCAAUGUCUGAAGCAUCUACGCUUGGCACUGUUCUUCCUGUAGAUGAGCAAAUGAACGUUGAUUUCGAUCAAGAAGACGCGACGCUUGUCGUUUCCAAGCAAAAGCUUGACUAUUUGACGGCAAGUGAAAGAUCACUUAUACGCAGAGGAUCCCGAUUGGCAGAGUGGGAUGUCCGGAGUGGCCGCGCAUGGCAAGGUGUGAUCGUUCAUGUUGACUUCAGUCAAGAAGAAAUGCAGAUCGUGGAAGAUGUUCUCGUUUGGGUGUCUAGAACUCCUUCAGAGCGGUCGUCUACGAGUCGUAGAAAACGUGUCCAACACAUUGCACAACGCUUGACCGAAGCCAAACGUAUGCGAGCAUCGCAUGAGCUUUCAAAUGUACUCCCCUUGCGCACUGGAAAAAGCAUAGAUGCUUUCCUAGAAGACGCGGCGUCAGGAAAACUUCGCCGCGGCACUCCCCACAUCCAGAGAAUAGGGGCAGUGCGGCCAAGCAGACAACACAGCUCACGACCUAGGACGUCAGCGCCGUCGUUUUUGCGAGAGCGCGAGCUUGGUCUACAGUCUCAGAGAGGCUGGAAAUCAGCUUCGCGAGCAUUGACGUACCAGUCACGAAACACCAUCUACGAUACAAUGGGGCCUGCCCGAUGCUAUACUGGGGCUUCUGGCGAUGUUCACGCUGCAGCCUGGUCCCCGGAUGGCGAAUCGUUCGUUGCAGGAGCGGUAUGUGUUACAGAUCCGCACUCACGGCAAUACAAUAGGCCAAACAAUCUUCUCUACGGAGACUUGCAGACGAACACGAUCCAUGAGCUAGCAAAGCAUCAUGUUGAACGAGAACAAACUAGUGAGGGUCCAAACUCCACACAUGCAAUGCAUGUGUCCCAGGACAAACGACUUUUCACUACUGUUACAUCUGCACUCUUUACGCCCGACGGCCAAUACAUGGUCUCUGCAGGCUAUGACCGACAAGCACGUGUGUGGAUGCUGGCAGGUUCCGGGGAGCAGCCAAUCUUUGAAAGGGGAUUGAGCCACAAGGCAGAGGUUGACCUCAUGGUCAUCAACCGCGACCCUCAAAACACGCUUUUGGCAACUGCCUCCAAGCGAGACGACAAGUCUAUCAAGGUCAUACACGAUUUCACGGGGGAUAAUGCAAGGCCCUUCGCCGAAACCUAUUCUUCUAGGAAGGGAAGUGAACGACCCGAUCUCAAGCUUUUGCCCACCGCGCUCGAAUUCGAGCCGAAUUAUGGCCAUCUUCUGCUCGCUGGAUACGGGGCGAACGUAAAUGAAGAUCGCUCUGACAGCUCCGGCGACAUUUGCAUGUGGGAUGUUGAAAUGAAGGUCCCAAUAGGUGUAUAUGGGGCGUCUAGAAACGUUUUUGACGUAGCUUUCAAUCCGAUCGCCGUGUCACAACCUCACUUCGCGGUUGGAUGUGUGGCCAGCGGCAACGUCAAUCGAGGCACUCGUUCACUGGUCCGGCUGUAUGACGGACGGGGCGCGGACAAAUACUCUUUGAACAUGGAACUAGAAUGUCCGGCCUUGGAUAUGAACUACAUCAUGUAUUGCCCAUAUGACGAGAAUAUCGUUGCUGCUGGCUGUACCGACGGCCGAGUAUACAUCUGGGACCUCCGCUGGCCUGACGAUUUGAAAUACACUCUGAAACACGGAAAGUCUUUGAUGCCUCUCAAUGACUUCGACAAACUCGAGGAAGUCGAUACUGGAGUCCGUUUCUUGUCCUGGGGUGACAAUGCCACCCGUUUGUACAGCGGCUCCUCAGAUGGCGUUGUCAAAGUAUGGGAUGUUGCGCGUUCUACUGAGGACGUAUUCAUCAAAGAUUUGAUCACAGUUGAUUCAGGCAUCAUGAGCGGAGCUUUCAGUCCGGACAACAGCAAACUGAUCGUUGGUGAGGUCAAUGGGUCCGUCAAUAUCCUUGAAGUCGGCUUGGACGACCGUCCGAAAAAGGACAUGGAGAAACUCAGCUACGCACCUUACGCCAGCUCUGACGACGAAGAUGAAGACGAGGACGAAAAUUUCAAUCCCAGGGUCGAUACUCCAGUCGACCCCUUCAGCUCUGGACAGUUCAUGAACGUUCCCUUCGGCGGAUUCCCAAUGCGCCAGACAGUACAAGGUCCGAACUAUACCGGGCCCAUGGACAUGAGCAUAGACGCCCCGUACCUACGGGAACAAGCUCUCGACUUCCAACUCAGUCUAUCUCAAGCCAAGGAACCGCAGUGCGACAUUCCCGAAUGCUUCAACGACUUCGUCACGCUCACCAGUGAAGAAGUCGGCGACUCCCAGAGAAGCAAGGACAGAAUACCCGACGAGCUGCGCCAGCAAUGGCACGCCGCCAGCAACCCCACCGAUCGCAUCAUCGUCUCCGGCAAAUCGAAGUGCUCCAACUGCGGCCGACCCGCGCGUCCUCCCGAAGCCAGCGAGAUCGACGACCCCGUUCUCUGCGAGCGCUGCGGAUUCGCUUGUUUCCACUGCGGCCAGCACAACGCAAUCGCCCCUGAGACCACAACCCUCAAAUGCACAACCUGUGCCGGAGUAUGGAGCAUCGGCGCCCUAGGCUACGACCUCCUCCGCAAACCAAACAUGCGCGCACUCCUCCCUGACGUACCGUCCCUGAAAGGCUACGACAGGGACAUGUUCGAGGCGCGCUUGAAUCUCGAGGAUAACGCUACGCAUGGCGACGAGAUGAACGCUUUGACGGACUAUUAUCACUCAUUGACUAUCGAUGAGCCGGCGUUUUGAUUGAGCUCUCCUUGCUAGAGGCCCCGCCACCUCACCCCUUGAAAGGCAAAAGGCCGUCAUGUAUCUGCCUUUCCAUCUUGUGCUUUUCCUCUUUUGACUUUUUUUUCUUUCGUCAGUACUAGAUGCAGGGACGGAUUUUGACGUUUUAUGUUUUUUUGUCACUUGUAGCUUGAUGAUACCCCCCCUCCUCCCCUUCCUCCCUUUCAAAUCACAUGAGAUACUUCCUUUACUUUUGGGAAGGAAACAGGGAAAAGGAAAAAUGAUAAUUGGUUGUGUGCAGUCAGGGAUUUUUGAAUGAGAGAUUUCCGUAUGGAUGAGUGAGUUGGUGGCAUGGAGAGAGAC